AUGAAGAUGAGCAACUACAUUCAGAAUUCUAUUAGAUUUAUUCACAGCUGCAUCGCUAUUACUUGUCGAAAGCAAGAUGGAGGACAGGCUGGCAUCCAUGAAUGCCUCUGGUAUGCGGGACCCGUGCCAGCUCUCACCCAAGCCUGCCAGAUCCCCUGCCAAGAUGACUGUCAGUUUACCAGCUGGUCCAAGUUUUCCUCAUGCAAUGGAGACUGUGGUGCAGUUAGGACCAGAAAGCGUGCUAUUGUUGGAAAAAGUAAAAAGAAGGAAAAAUGUAAAAAUUCUCAUUUGUACCCCCUGAUUGAGACUCAGUAUUGCCCUUGUGACAAGUAUAAUGCACAGCCUGUGGGGAACUGGUCAGACUGCAUUUUACCAGAGGGGAAAGUGGAAGUGUUGCUGGGAAUGAAAGCACAAGGAGAUAUCAAGGAAUGUGGUCAAGGAUAUCGUUACCAAGCAAUGGCAUGCUACGACCAAAAUGGCAGGCUUGUGGAAACGUCCAGAUGUAACAGUCAUGGUUACAUCGAAGAGGCUUGCAUCAUCCCUUGUCCCUCUGACUGCAAGCUUAGUGAGUGGUCCAACUGGUCACGGUGCAGCAAGUCCUGUGGGAGCGGUGUGAAGGUUCGGUCUAAAUGGUUGCGUGAAAAACCAUAUAAUGGAGGGAGGCCUUGCCCUAAAUUGGACCAUGUCAACCAGGCACAGGUGUAUGAGGUCGUUCCUUGCCACAGUCAGUGCAACCAGUACGUAUGGGUCACAGAGCCAUGGAGCAUCUGCAAAGUGACCUUUGUCAACAUGCGAGAUAACUGUGGAGAGGGUGUGCAAACCCGAAAAGUGAGAUGCAUGCAGAAUACAGCGGAUGGCCCUUCUGACCAUGUAGAAGAUUACCUCUGUGAUCCAGAAGAGAUGCCCCUGGGCUCCAGAGAGUGCAAAUUACCGUGUCCUGAGGAUUGUGUGAUAUCUGAAUGGGGUCCUUGGACCCGAUGCACUUUGCCUUGCAAUCAAAGCAGUUUCCGGCAAAGGUCAGCUGAUCCCAUCAGACAACCUGCUGAUGAAGGAAGAGCCUGCCCUAAUGCCGUUGAAAAGGAACCUUGUAACCUAAACAAAAACUGCUUCCACUAUGAUUAUAAUGUAACAGACUGGAGCACGUGUCAGCUCAGUGAGAAGGCAGUUUGUGGAAAUGGCAUUAAAACAAGGAUGUUGGAUUGUGUUCGAAGUGAUGGCAAGUCGGUUGACCUGAAAUAUUGUGAAGAGCUUGGCCUGGAGAAGAACUGGCAGAUGAACACAUCCUGCAUGGUGGAAUGUCCUAUCAACUGUCAGCUUUCUGACUGGUCUCCUUGGUCAGAAUGCUCUCAAACAUGUGGCCUCACAGGAAAAAUGAUCCGAAGACGAACAGUGACUCAGCCCUUUCAGGGUGAUGGACGACCAUGCCCUGCCCUGAUGGAACAGUCUAAGCCUUGCCCAGUGAAGCCCUGUUAUCAAUGGCAAUAUGGCCAGUGGUCUCUAUGCCAAGUACAGGAUGCCCAGUGUGGUGAAGGGACCAGAACGAGGAACAUUUCUUGUGUAGUGAGUGAUGGGUCAGGUGAUGAUUUCGGCAAAGUGGUGGAUGAAGAAUUCUGUACUGACAUUGAACCCGUUAUAGAGGGUAAUAAAAAAAUGGUUCUCGAGGAGACCUGCACCCAGCCUUGCCCAGGUGACUGUUAUCUGAAGGACUGGUCUUCGUGGAGCCUGUGUCAGAUAACCUGCGUGAAUGGUGAGGACCUAGGCUUUGGUGGAAUACAGGUCCGUUCCAGAGCUGUGAUCAUACAAGAACUGGAAAAUCAACAUCUAUGCCCAGAGCAAAUGUUAGAAACAAAAUCAUGUGAUGAUGGACAGUGUUAUGAAUACAAAUGGAUGGCCAGUGCUUGGAAAGGUUCUUCCCGAACAGUCUGGUGUCAAAGGUCAGAUGGUAUAAACGUAACAGGGGGCUGCUUGGUGGUGCGCCAGCCUGAUGCUGACAGGUCUUGUAACCCACCGUGUAGUCAACCCCACUCUUACUGUAGUGAGAUGAGGACAUGCAGUUGUGAAGAAGGAUACACUGAAGUCAUGUCUUCUAAUGGUACACUUGAGCAAUGCACACUUAUCCCCGUGGUGGUGAUACCCACUGUGGAGGACAAAAGAGGAGAUGUGAAAACGAGUCGCGCAGUACAUCCAACCCCAUCCUCCAAUAACCCAACAGGACGGGGAAGGACCUGGUUUCUACAGCCAUUUGGGCCAGAUGGGAGACUAAAGACCUGGGUUUACGGUGUAGCAGCUGGGGCAUUUGUGUUACUCAUCUUUAUUGUCUCCAUGAUUUAUCUAGCUUGCAAAAAGCCAAAGAAACCCCAAAGAAGGCAAAACAACCGACUGAAACCUUUAACCUUAGCCUAUGAUGGAGACGCAGACAUGUAAAAUAUAACUUACCCUGGCAACAACCAGUUUCAGAUUUCUGACUUUGCAGUAGACAUCCAGAAGCCACAAAGCUCUUCAUACUGUGUGAAUUAAAAUGCAAUGUAACUUUUUAAAAGAGCAUCAAAGAAAGGAGUGAAAAUCACAGUGCCAUUGGAGAUAUUAAGACAGUACCACUUACAAAAAAACAAAAACAAACAAAAAAAAAAAACAGCCCUGAGAAUUCUAGGAGUUUUAGUUGAAUACAUGCUGCAUUCUAAGUUUUCUGUGAUCUUUUCUGAAAUCUAUCAACUGACAAUUCACAUUCAUCUCUAAAAUAUGGUUGUGGAAUUGUUCAGUUAGGAUGCCUGAUCCAAGCCUCUGUCGGCAGUGUUAACCCGUAACAACAUUUUAGCAUGAAGAGUUUAUACCAAGAUCUCUACAAUACUAUAGUGAAGCAUAACAACAUGUAUACGCAAUUGAAUGAUACACAUUACUACAUCAGACUAUGUACUUGUUAAUAAGCAAUUUUAAUGGUGAAUAAAAGAUAAGCGAAUAAAAGAUAAGCUCUAAGCGGAGAAAACCCAUUGAGUAAAUUCAGCAUCUUGGUCGUUGAUGAUAGCUUUCAUUAACCUGCAUUUCAGAGGCAAAGACUUUCUUCUAAGAAUUAGUUCGUGUCUUUCUCCAAAAUACGAAUGCUGGACAUGUACUAGGAUCUUAGAGAAAAAAAAAAAAAGUCCUCAAGUUCAGUAUUUUAUAGUGGUUAUUGUCUGGAAAACUUAUUUGCUUGUGUUAAUAUAUUUCUACUUUCCCUAAUUUUCAAACUGGUUGCCUGCAUCUCUUUUGCUAUAUGGAAGGCACAUUUUUGCACUAUAUUAGUGCAGCAUGAUAGGCACUUAACCAGUAUUGCCAUAGAAACUGCCUCUUUUCAUAUGGGAUGAAGACAUAUGUGCUCAGAGUGUCAUGGAGACAUUUGCAAGUUCUUGCAUUCUAAAGAGUACAAAGUUCAGUUUGGAUGGCAACAGGAUGGAAUUCGCUAUUACAUCUGCUGUAUACACUCUUCCUCAUUGCUGCAGCCAUUGCGAAAUCAACCACAUGGCAGGGAUUUAAAUGUUCAAAUCCCGAACUCAUUAACCUUUCAAAAGAUGGAUCUCUCUAGUUGGUUUUUAAUUGUACUUUGAAGGCUGUUUAUGACUAGAUUUUUAUAUUUGUUAUCUUUGUUAAAAAAAGAAAAGAAAAGAAAAAAAGGAGCUGGUUGUCUUUUUAAUUUUGAGCAGAUGGAGAAAAUAAGGUCUUGAUAAUUUUUGUAACUAAAAGGAAUCAAAAUUGUGUGUUGACUCUUCUUUUUCCCGAUUCACAUUCUUCGUUUCAUGUCAAAUGUAUCCAUGGUUGUGUCUUUCUUACUACUAAAAUUUGAAGGAGUCUUUGUAUGAUUUCAAAAGCUAAAAUUUUCAAGAGAGAAUAAGUGUUUUGCCCAGGGCUUUGUUAAAUAUCUAGACCAAGGGUCGCAAAAUUUUCUGUCAAGGCCCAGAUAGAAAUUUUCAGCCAGGUCUUUGUCACAGCUUCUCAAUUCUGUCAUCAGAAGAAUGCAGGUGUAGACAAUACACAGUACAUAGAAGAAUGAACACGGCAGUUUCCCAGUAAACCUCCCAUUAUAAAGACAGUCAUCAGGUCACAUUCAUUUGCAGGUUGUGGUUUGCUGACCACUGGUCUAGAAGUUUUUUCAGUGCUUACCUCUUGUGUCAUCUUUUGUUUUCAUUCAUUUACCUUAGAAUAUGAGAACUGUUUAAUUUCAAAAGUGAAAAGGAGUCAUUCAACUUUUUCACUGUUUUGGAAGUAGUUGUAUUUUUCACAGAAGUAGCCCUGGGAAAGGCACAGUGAAGUACUAUCUAUCUGAUUUGGUAGACUUCUUGUGUGUGAAAAGAAAAUUCAAAAGGUGCCAUUAAAAAGCAAUUCCAUUUUUCAGGCAACAUUUACUGCAACAACAUUUUGUAGAGGGGAGGACAUUAGGUUUUCAGGUCUUUUAAAAAUAGUAUAAUAAGCUAUUUUAUCUUAAACAUAGCUGUGUUGCUAUAAAAGUGGUUUAGACUAGGUGUUUUACAUUCAUAGUAGAGUUUGAGCUCCCCCUGCUGUUCAUUGGAUUAUUUGCAAAGAUUACAAAAAACAUCAGAUUAUCAGAUGUUGUUGCCUCAAAAAUUAACAAAUUUCUACCUAUUUCACUAAGAAUUAAAUGUAUAAAGCACUAAUUCCUUAUUAAACAUUCACUGUAUUAGGCAAAGCAAAUCAUUUAAAAGCAAAUAGGUGGUCACAAAGAUGAGAAUUUUACUUUAAAUCAAAGAUUUAAACAAAGAAACUCAUAAAAACAAAUUCCAUUGCAUCUGUCUUAUUGAAGAGAAGGAAUAAAAAUCAUAUGAUUGUUCUAAAACUGUGAUCGUCAGUGUAUGCACUCAGGGGUCUUCCAGAUAAUCCUCAAGUUGAUCUCUUUGAAUAAAAUGAACUCCAUUUGUACAAAAUGGUUGAGAAAUAAUCUGCAGUUACUUGAAGAAUUUAGCUAACAGCCUUAUAAAACGCAUGCAGCACCUACUAACUUUGAAGUUACUGAAUAGAAUAAAAUAGCAUUGCACAAAAGCUAUACUUCUGAUAUUGUAAAAGGUCACUAAUUCAGAAGGCAGAUCGGUAUCGUGUAACCCAUAUAUUAAGAAUUAAUGAACUGAUCAAAAUUAAUUUCAUGAAAAUACAUUAUUUUAUUCUUAAAUUAGUUACAUUUUACAACACUAUGUAUAUGAAGGAGACUGGGUUCAAUGUGACCUAACACUAGGGAACGUAUUGGAAGUUCACUGUUAGGAUAAAUACUGGGUGGCCUCUUGUUACAAAGAUGGAAGGCAGGACAUGUAGCCAGCUGGCUAUUUUGGACAAAUGAAGGUUACUAUAUUCAUGUUUACAACAUGAAAAUAGCCUUAGUUUUGUUCCUGGCAUGAGGCAAUAAUGAAUGAAGUACGUUACUGGAAUGUUAUAAAUAUUUUAUUCCUCCUGUUCAAUCUAGCAGUUCAGGAGGGGGAUAUACUAGUAACUGGUCCGUUGACACUUUUGCCUUACCAAAAUGACCUGUGAGCCCACAAAAGAUUUAGAACUACGGCUCUAUAAACAUGAAGGUCUGUUUGGUUUAAAAAAAAAAAGAAAAAAAAAGAAUGACACAGUAUUAUACUAUUUUGUUGGAUUGUUUCAAUAGAAACCACACAAAAUUGGCACAACUGAUCUCUCUUUAGAGGGUGAUUUGCUUCUUUAUCACUAUCUCAUCUAGGAUAUAGACCAGAAUUCUUAUUUGAAAGCCUUUUUGAAGACACUAUAGUGUAGCUUCAAGCUAAUUUAGAAAGGAGUGCAUAAAAGCAUGUUCUUAAUUAUAACAAAGCACAAAUCACUUAUGACAAAACAAAUACUUCUUGAAUUAUCACAUGUAAGAUACUCUGCUAGACACUGUAAAACAAUUAGUCAUGACUUUUGUAUGGAAGACAUUCAAAAAAAGAAUUAUGUUUAAUGAGUGAAGAAGUUACUUAAAUCACCCUUUACUCGAUUUGUCUCUAGUGUGAGAUUUUUACCUUGUGUAAUGUCCAUGUCUCAGGCCAUGCUGUUAGGCUUUUGCUGUAACCCUCCUUUGCCCUCAGGCAGGUGGCAAUGCUCAUUGUGGCUUAAUCAGAACACUGUUAAGUUCCUGGACAUUCCAAGAUAAAGCCACAUAUGCAGAACUUCUUACAGGAAGUAAUAUCUCUCAGUAACCUCCUCUAAAUCUCUGUCCCCAUUGCUCCUUUAUGAUCAUUUUCUCUGGUGUCUCUCUGCUCUCUUAACAACAAUGUUGUCUACUCUUCUCAGAACUGCCAUCUACCAAUGCAUGCUCAAAGUGUUAAGUAAGGGGGGAAAAGGUGAAGCUAUUUCUUACCUAUUACAGUCCAAGUGUCACUUAGAGUGUGAACAUCUUGAUUCAAACAAAAUGUAAGAUGUAGAAGACAUACCCCCCUCAAAAAAAAAAAAAAAUACUGUAAAAAUGUCAAUUUCUAUCCUCUUAAGUAUGACCCAGUUAUCUCUCCCUCCUCCUCACCUCUGUGCUCAUGUCCCACCCUGUUAAGAGAGGAAGGCAGGCCUGUACCUUACAGAAAGGAGAGCCCCUUCUUGGGCUUAGUGGGAGUUUGAAUAGAUUUGUAAGAAUCAUGCUUCCAAAAUCAUCUGAGAUGUAUGUGUAAAAAAGUAUUGCCAAAUUCAAACGUGUUUCUUGUUCUAUUUCCCACCAAGUCCGAAGGUGUUGAAAGGGAGAGCCUUACGGGAAAGAAUUUGUGAAGAAUCUUGUCAGCAAGUGAGCUUUCUUAGGUCUAGUUUACAUGUGAGAAUACAACAUCUGCCUGUCCCACCUGGUCCCAUCUUCAGGUAGCCCUGACUACAGAAGAGGAUUUCGGCCUCUUAAACUGGAGUGUGGGCCUAGCAAGCAUGACUCUUCAUAAAAAGGAUGUUUUGCAGUGUGAUGAUGGUAAUUCUCUGUCUAGCAGGGACACUGAAAAUGGUUAUGUCUACUUUAUUGAGUAAAACAUGCUAAGUGGAUAGAGUUAACGUAGUUUUAUGUUUUCAUGCUUCUACCCAGCCAGAUCUGAAAACGAGCAGUAUACAAAAACUUUUAGUUUGUGGCAGUCAUGUUUUCAGCAAUCAAAAUCUCUAGUCUAUUUAGAAUGUAAAACUGUCAGUCUUGUGUUUCGUAGACUUUUUUUUCUUAAAAGCAAUAGUUUCUAGAGCAUCUACUUUGAAACUUCAAUGAAAUUUUCACAACUAUUUUUCAGCAAUCUAUGUGUGUUUGUUUUUAAAAAGUAAACAUUAAGAUCCCCUCUCUGGUACUUUUUCCUGCCUAUUUGUAGCACAGAGAUUUGAAGAGAUCAGUAUCUGUCAUUGUAAAAUAUAACUUUAUUAAAUUUGCAAUAUGUCUUUAUAUAAAUUAUAAUCCCCUAAGUGUUUUUUUGUUAAUUUAAUUACCUGAAUAUUUAUUUUGUUUAAAUAAGGAGGCAGCUGUCUAAGAAGUUUUUGUUAAUAUUACUUUGUAAAUCGUGUAAUGUAAUUUAUUUUAAAUUAUGUACAUUUCUUUUUUAAUGCACAAGAUGUCUAUGUACAAUUACAGAUUUGAAAAUAAUGUCACUAGCUUUAUUCAGUUAAUACAGAUGGCAUGUGAAGAUGUAAUAUGCUUUUUUACAUUUUCAUAUGGGUUAUUUGUAAAUACGUUGCCGACAAACAUAAACAUGGAAAUCAUUUUCAUUCUA
Molecule: messenger RNA, 7691 nt
Organism: Herpailurus yagouaroundi (jaguarundi)
Lineage: Eukaryota; Metazoa; Chordata; Mammalia; Carnivora; Felidae
Product: thrombospondin type-1 domain-containing protein 7A
Exons: 18
Coding region: 1-2424 (807 amino acids)
Biological process (GO): actin cytoskeleton organization
Cellular component (GO): plasma membrane
Source: RefSeq, a predicted model, not a curated record